GGAAUUGGAAGCUGCCACAAAUAAUCUCUCUCUCUCUCUGCAUUCCUAAUUCCGCGAAAAGGUUUUUUAGGUGCUUGGCUUUUGUUGGGGGCAAUGGGGAGGGUGCAGGGUUUUUUCUCUGCCACUGGAGUACUGCUCUUGCUACAACUGGGUGUUGUCAUCGCUCAGAAUUCCUCCACUUGGCUGACAUUGUCCGGUAAUGCCCCUGCGAUAGUAGCUAAGGGAGGUUUCUCAGGGUUAUUUCCUGAUUCCAGUUCCGAUGCCUACAAUUUUGUUCCUCUCACAAGUUCAUCUGACACAGUAUUGUGGUGCGAUGUACAAUUGACCAAAGACGGUGUUGGAGUUUGUAUACCAAAUGUGAAGUUAGAUAAUUGCACUAAUAUUGCAUAUUUCUAUCAGACCGGGCAAAGCGAUUAUCUUGUCAAUGGCGUGAACACAACAGGCUGGUUUUCUGUGGAUUAUACCAUGAACGACCUAUCAAACGUUUCUUUAAUACAGGCAAUUUAUUCGCGAAGCGACGCAUUUGACUCUAACAAUUACGGCAUACUUGCUGUUGAGGAUGUGGCUAGAAAUUUCAACCCCCCGGGCCUAUGGUUGAACAUACAGCAUGAUAUUUUCUAUGCUCAACAUAAUUUAAACAUGACAACCUAUGUGCUUGAUGUGUCAAGGCGUGUUCCUGUGGACUAUGUUUCCUCUCCAGAGCUGGCUUUCCUGAGCAGGAUAGCACCAAUGCUUAGCCGCAGCAAUACAAAACUAAUAUUUCGUUUUCUUGACCAAAGUAUAUCUGAACCAUCAACAGAUCAAACAUAUGGUUCUCUGCUUAAUAAUCUUACGUUCAUCAAGACAUUUGCUUCUGGAAUCCUUGUUCCAAAGAGUUUCAUCUGGCCAGUAACAGCUGAUAAUUAUAUGCUACCUUAUUCAUCCCUUGUCUUGGAUGCCCACAGAGCUGGGUUGGAAAUUUAUGCAGCAGAUUUUGCAAACGAUCACACCUUGAGCUACAACUAUAGCUAUGAUCCGUUAGCUGAAUACCUUGCUUUCAUUGACAAUGGUGUUUUCUCUGUUGAUGGAGUAGUAACAGAUUUUCCUGUAACUCCAUCAGAAGCAAGAGAUUGUUUUUCUCAUUUAAAUAUAAGUUCUAUCAAUCAUGGCACUCCAUUGAUUAUCUCACACAACGGGGGCAGUGGAGACUACCCAGACUGUACUGAUUUGGCCUAUCAGAAAGCAGUGGAUGGUGGUGUUAAUUUCAUUGAUUGCCCUAUCCAAGUUACACAAGAUGGAAUCGCUAUAUGCAUGAGUUCUAUAGACCUGGUAGCUGAUACUACAGUCACUAAUUCACCCUUCGCUAAUCGCUUUUCCAGUAUCCCUGAGGUUCAAGACACUCAAGGAAUUUUCACCUUCAAUCUCACAUGGGAUGAAAUUCAAAUGAAUUUGCAACCCAAAAUUUCCAGCCCAGAGCUCAGAUAUUCUUUAGUCAGAAAUCCACGGUCUGCUAAUGCCGGAACCUUCAUGAGAUUAUCUGAUUUUCUAUCUUUUGCCAAAGGCAAGCCUAUUGCUGGAAUCCUGAUCAACAUAGAGCAUGCAACAUUUAUGGUGGAACAAUUAGGCUAUGGCGUGAUUGAUGCUGUCAUCUCUGCCUUACAAGUUGCGGGAUACGACAAUCAGACUGCUCUUCAAGUUAUGAUCAUGUCUACUAACAGCUCGGUUCUCAUAGAAUUCCAAGAGAAAACCAACUACACGCUCGUCUACCAAGUGGACGAGUCCAUUCGCGGCGCAGAUUCUUCGACAUUAGCUGAUAUUAAGAAGUUUGCUGAUGCUGUGGCCAUCGACAGGCAAUCCGUUUACCCUGAAUCGGCUCAGUUCAUAACGAAGCCAACAGACAUUGUCCCCAAGUUUCAGGCUGCAGGGCUCGCCGUUUACGUGUACGUGUUUCGCAACGAAUUUGUAGCCCAGCCGUGGGACUUCUUCUCCGACGCAACCGUAGAGAUCAAUAGUUAUGUCGAGGGGGUAAGAGUGGACGGCAUCAUCACCGAUUUCCCAGCAACCGCUGCACGUUAUAAAAGAAACUCCUGUAGGAACAUGGGGACUAAUGCCCCAAACUUCAUGUCUCCUGUUCAAGGCGGCGCUUUGCUGCAACUUGUUGCGCCACAAGGAAUGCCACCGGCACUGGCUCCAAUGCCCGUCCUCAAUGACUCGGAUGUGGUGGAGCCGCCUCUUCCUCCCGUGUCCCCAAGGCAUGCGCCGGCCCCCUCGGCUGUCACGGCAUCUCCUCCUACGCAACCCUCAAAUGCACUGCAACUGAUGGCUUCAAUCUUCACCUCAUUAGCAACAAUCCUCUCUGCUGCUAUCCUUGCCUGAGUUUUGUUACAUUUUGAUGCUUCUCUGAGGCUAGCUAUUCUUUUUGCAUGAUAUUAUGAUAAUUAUUCUUGCUUUGUUGUUGGGUUUCAAAAUUCAAACUCCUAUUCAUGCUAAUGUAUUACUUGUAAAGUAUUCCGUAAAUUAGUAUGCAUUUUUUGGUCA
Molecule: messenger RNA, 2517 nt
Organism: Zingiber officinale
Lineage: Eukaryota; Viridiplantae; Streptophyta; Magnoliopsida; Zingiberales; Zingiberaceae
Product: glycerophosphodiester phosphodiesterase GDPDL4-like
Exons: 9
Coding region: 94-2355 (753 amino acids)
Biological process (GO): lipid metabolic process
Molecular function (GO): glycerophosphodiester phosphodiesterase activity
Source: RefSeq, a predicted model, not a curated record